Molecule: messenger RNA, 1257 nt
Organism: Ilyonectria robusta
Lineage: Eukaryota; Fungi; Ascomycota; Sordariomycetes; Hypocreales; Nectriaceae
Exons: 1
Coding region: 1-1257 (418 amino acids)
Source: RefSeq, a predicted model, not a curated record
AUGACGUUUGGCGUCGAGCUGGAGUUCAUGUCCCCAUGCCCCCCGACCAGACACCUUUGGGUGCGAAGAGGAGUAACCGCUGCAGCAAGAAUGAAUGUCGCCCAGCAGAUGGUGGAGCUCACUCCGCUCCCUAUUGCCUGCGCAUGCACCCACGCAGACCACGAGACCUGCGCCAUCUGUGAUGGGACCGAGGACGAGAUGCACGGCCGAAUCCGCAUUCUCUCUCCUGAAUACAUCGACCUGAGACCAGGCACGCAGCUGGAGUCAAACUACUUCCUCUUCAAGCACGAAUUUCUCGAAGGUCGAUCGUUCGUUAACAGUGACAGGAACUGGCCCGGGGUUGAGAUCGCCUCACCCAUCUUCCAAGUCGGUGAGUUCAGCGCCGGACUGCCCACUCUGAGCACCGCCAUCUCGGCGCUUCGCAACAUGGAAGCGGAAAUCACCGCCGACGAGUCCUGCGGUCUGCACGUCCACGUCGGCCUCGAGAGCGGAAUGUCGCUUCUUCUCGCCAAGAAGAUCACGACGCUCGUCAUGGUUCUCGAGGACACGCUGCUCUUCGACCUUGUCGGCACCUCGCGACUGACCAACGAAAGUACCGAUGCCAUCCACCUUGAGUCUCUCGUGUCCAAGGAACACAUCCCACCUCUUGACUUUGCGGAAGAUCCCACCGGAAGUGACAAGCUGAUGGGCGCUCACAUCCCGCCGCUCGAGGCUAUCAAGCCCGAAACGUGGAACGAGGGCGACCCGGAGAAGUUCUAUGACAUGCUGACCAAGAUCUGGUCAAGCAAGUCGCUCCAGCGCGUCUCCAUGCUCACCAAGAAGGAGACCAACACCCGGGGAGGCUUUGACAUUUCGCUUCGUGACCACACAGGCUUGUCCCGAUCUCCUGGCUGCGACGGGACGCUCGAGCUAGGCCCGACGACUGUCGAGUUUCGAUACGCGCAGAUGAGCUUUGACAUUCCCUUCAUCCGCAACUGGAUUGAGGUCCUCUUCCGGAUUAUCCAGAUUGCGGACCAGAACCCUGAUGACUUCAAGCAGUCCCUUGCUACCAUCUUCGAGUUGACCGCGAAAGCCACCGAGGAGCAAAAGCCUACAUGGGAUACCAUCAUGGAAAGUGUCCUCGGCCUGGGAGACCGCAUCCCAGAGUGGAAGGAACAGAGACGCAUGUACCACAUGUGGAAGGAGAUUUCGCAUCUUGACGAGAACAUGCUCCUGCUGCCCGAGGUGUCCGAGGAUGGAGAUGUGUUCAUGGGGUAA